Cavia porcellus (domestic guinea pig) is the source of this 12037-nucleotide messenger RNA. RefSeq names its product neurite extension and migration factor (gene Nexmif). The record is from RefSeq and is a predicted model, not a curated record. Gene Ontology annotation, biological process: negative regulation of neuron migration; negative regulation of cell adhesion mediated by integrin; negative regulation of cell-matrix adhesion. The transcript has 7 exons. Bases 1138 to 5673 code for a protein of 1511 amino acids. Gene Ontology annotation, cellular component: nucleus. NCBI's taxonomy places the organism in Eukaryota, Metazoa, Chordata, Mammalia, Rodentia, Caviidae.
GGAGGGCUGUGGUGGGGAAGGUAGGUAGAGUGGGAACGCGUCCACGAAGAACAGCCGUGUUGGAGGAAACAAUGGCAGGGGCAAUAGUGAUGGUGGCAGCUGAGGCAGCCCCACUCUGGGCACCUUUCUGAAAGGGCAGCUCUGGGAGAAGAAGGGAGCAGGCAGUGCCCGCAGAGGCUAUGAGAAAAGCGGCAGAAAGAGAAGAGGGAGGAGGAAGAGGAUAAGGAGGAGGAGGAAAGCAGAAAGAGGGAAAGGGAGGGGGAGGGGAGGAGGAGGGAGAAGAGGAGGGAGGAUCAGGCAGUGGGGAGAACCGGCAAGGAAAACCAGCAGCAGCAGCAGCAGCAGCAGCAGCAGCAGCAGCAGCAGCCACCACCAUAGCAGUAGGCAUAAGAACAGUAGCAGCAUUUAGUAAUAGCUUUAACAGCGACCAUAGCAGUAGCAGUGGCCCCACUGUUUCCCUGUCGCGGACGCCUUCAGCCACGACACAGAGCAAGCUCCGAGCACCGUGCAAGUAGCCCUCUCGAGAGGUAGCCCCAGCCAGAGCAAGUGUGGGGAGCCCGGAACCUAGGAGCAGCCCGAAAGCCACUAAGGCUCUGAGUUUCAGAGCCAAAGCCCGGCAGUUCGGAUUCCAUCUAACCCAGCAGCGUCAGUGAAGCCUAAGGGAGCAAGUCAGGGAGACAGGCGCGUCCACCUGGCGGCCCCAACGCACAGAGCUGAGGCACAGAAGGCAGCGUCGGCAGCAGCAGUAGCAGUAGCAGCAGCCGCAACCAGAACAGCUGCUGCAACCGAGGCAGCCCAUCCUUGACUGUGGCUGCGCCAGCUUCAGAGCUUCGUGUCUGAGCCUGCUAGCGUUCUGUGUCUAGGGAGUCGGCCUGUGAGAACUAAAGCUGUGCUGGUAUUGCCUGUGUUUAAGAGGUGGGAGAAGAGAGAUGAGGAAAGUGCAGGAGAAAGGAGUUGCUGUCUUGUUACUGCCAAGUGGAAGUAAAAGUGAAGAUUUUCCAUUCAGCCUCCUUGACACCUGGAGGGCAAGACUUCUCAUUACUGCUGGAAUUCUGCAUUGAAUCUGUCUGGACCUGGCUCUUCUUUGUAGGUUGGACAUCAUUUGGAUUUGGAAUGAAACAGUAAGAGAUUAUAUUCAUGGAUAACCAACAAGAUAAGGCUAUUGCUACAGCCUCAGCCAAUGGAGAAAACACUCCGAUUAAUGGGAUCAAAGAAAAUGACUCAGAGGACCAAGAUGUGGCAAUGAAGUCAUUUGCUGCUCUAGAAGCAGCUGCACCAAUCCAGCCUAUACCAGUAGUACAAAAAGAGACCUUAGUGUUUCCCAGGGGUCUCCUGCCUCUGCCCUCUAAGAAGCCCUGUGUCCAGAGCCCUCCAUCACCUUUGGGCCUGGUUGAAGUACCUGAGCAUGCUGCUAAUGGUGAUUCUGUGAAUGCCAUCUCCCUUACAUCUGGUGUUGCAAAAGGUUUGAACACAUGGUCACUACCCAAUGAGUGUGAUAAAGCUCCAUUUGCUAUAAUGGAGCCUGCAGGCAUGUCAGCUCUGAAUGGAGAUUGCCUCAUGCAGCCUAGCCGGACUUGCUUGGGCUGCUUCAUGGAAUCCAAGGAGGCAGUAGAGCCUCAGCCAGGGAUCAGUCUUAAAGUCAGUGAUCUAAAUAGAGAUUAUGAAACAUGUGCAGUCUCUGAUAUAGGGAUUCAGUGCAUUAAUGCUGGAGAAAACAUGAAAUAUGGAGAACAGCUGCUCUCAGACCAGCUCCUGAGCUUCCCACUGCAUAAAUCAAGGGCAGGAGAUAGGAGAGAAGCUGAGAAAUCUGACAUUGACUUGGAAGAUCCAGCUCAGAAAAGUUAUUAUGAGGCAUUACUGUUAGAUAAGUGCAAUACAGAAGAAGCUUUGCUUGCAAAUUCAAAUCAGGAUUGGGGUUAUUUUGAGACUUUCAUUAGUGAGAGUAAAAUUGAACUGCUUGACCUCUGUUCCAAGAAUGAACUAUCUGUCAAUUUGUUCUCUGAAGAAGAUGUAGAUAACUACAUGUUUGAUGAUGAUGAGUCAACCCUGGGCAGUGAUGUCUGCUCCCUAAAAAUUCGGUACGAGUCCUUUCAGGACAAUGUUCGAGACAAAACUAGCCUUCUAAUGCAGGAAGAUGCCCAGUUCAACUUUUUUCCCAGUGUUUUUUCUACCUGUCCCAAGAGGGAGUCUAAAACUGGGGCCAUGAAGCAGAGCAGUGAUCUUUCCCAAUUCAAGGUCCCUGAUAUGAACAUCAUCUGGGGGGAGGAAGAUAAAAACUUGGACAAGAAGAAAGGCAAAGUGGAAAGACAUGAAGAUAAAAGUGUAGAGAAAAAAGAUGGAAAAGAAAAUGGGGGGAAACCUGCCUUAAACAAAUUAUGCAAUGGGAUUGAGGUUGGGCAAUUUAAGAAUCCAAAGCAAGGCCAUCUUGCUAAUUCCUUAGAGACCUCAGGAAAUUUCAGUGAUGACAGUUCCUUCAUUGAAGUCUCAUAUGAUGCAAUGGGAGACAUAAAGGAUUGUAGCCGCUAUAUGGCUCGGGACACUAUUUCUACAAGCUCCUCCUCCCAACAGAACUAUGGACUGAGAGCCAAGAGGAAAGUCAGAUACAGUGAAGAUUAUCUGUAUGACGUUGACUCAAUAGAGGGUGAAAAAGUGAAUGAGAGGAAGGAAUGGCUGCCAGGUUGUUCCAAAGAGGAAGAUGAUGAUGAAUGGUGCCCCAAGAAGAGAAGAAAAGUAACUCGUAAGGAACCGCCAGUUAUCAUCAAAUAUAUUAUCAUCAAUCGUUUUAAAGGUGAGAAGAACAUGCUGGUGAAGUUGAGUAAAGUGGAUGCUAGUGAGACAACAGUGAAUCUGAGUGAAAAUCAACUGAACAAAUAUGCCAAGCUAGCACCUUUGAAAGGUGUCUGGCAGAAGAAGAAAAAGCAGAGAAACAACCACCCAGAAUGUGUUAAGACCCCCUUAUGCCAAAAGCAAAGCUUUGAACCAGGUAGCUUUGAAGUGUCAUUUCUCCCACCUGCUCGUAAACGAAAAUCUAAACUCAGCAACAGGCACAGAAUUCAAAGAAUCCCCUCCAUGGAGACUUCAGUAAGUAAUAAGCAGAUUUCCUUUGGCAAUGAUGAAAGACAAACAAAUAAUCACAAAGAAAAUGGAGGUCUAAAAUGUACUCUGAAGCCAGCACCUCUAGCUAACCCCAUCUGUGCAAGUGGAUCACAUUUAAAUGAUAUCACAAGCCCUGAUUCAGUGAAAGUCAAAGUCCAAGACACAGAGUUUAAGGGGCCAGAGAGAAAAGUGCUCAAUAAAAUCAAAUUUAAAAGCGAAGCUAGGUUGAAAUCUAAGAAAAUCAAAACUGGGCAAGAAAGCAAGUCAGUAGUUCAAAUGAGCCCUCUCUUGGAAGACCAGUCUUCCAAGGCUAAUUUUAAAAGUGAACUUAUUCCUGGGACUUUAAAGAGUUCCCAUUUGCCGGAACUUCAUGAGACAAAAGUUGGUAAGAAUGCCUUCUUAUCAACCACCUGUUCUUCUGAAAUAUCUCUGUCAUCUGCUAGUGUUUCCACUAACAUACCUGUUAUCCCUGGAGGAUACCUGCAGACAUUGUUAGAUGCUUCUGACUUGUCAAAUAAUACUAGUAUGUCAUACUUCACCCACAGUUCUCAAGAGCAAAAUGAAGACAGCCUUACUCAAAGAGAAAAAUCAUUUGUACCUCUCCAGCCAGCCCAGGGCUGUGUGAUCUCCUCAUCCUCUGACUCUGAGCUACAGAAGUCAUCUCAUAACUUCAAAAUGGAAUCGAGCAACUAUGAAAAUGUGUGGCCUAACAAGACUACUUCUGGCUCCCAGGAAUUCAUGGCUGAAGUCUCACAAGAGAUAGCCCCAAACCAAUCCAGUGAAUUUGAAACCUCCCACAUAGUUUCCAUGGAAAAUAACCUCACAUCUGCAACAUACAGUAGACUUUGCAUCAAUAGUGGUGGCAAUAGUUGCAACAAGGCUCUGUAUGCCUCUGUACAGAACAGCCAACUUCCAUCAGAUGACACUUAUCAGUUAUGUCACUUUAGUAAUGGAGAGAUCUGCUUUCCUUUCCAGCAGGGCUCAGUGAGUAUGAAUGAUGGUCGGCUCUUCAGCUUUGACACAGUGGCCCCACUCUCUGCCAGCUCAAGUAAUUAUUGCUCCUUAAACUUGAAGUCUUCUGAAAAAGAUGGUGAUGAUGAUAUCACUGAUGACUUCUUGGCCCACUGUAGCCCCAAAUUAGUGAUCCAGCAAAGCAUUGAUGAGAUAGCACCAUUAAAGGAGUCUACUGACCUUCUGGAUAUCUCCAACUUCACUCCUGACAAAUUCCGACACUCUUCCCUCUCAGAGAUGUCCCCACCUGAUACUCCCAAUCUUUCCCCUCAGAUUAACAGAUGUGAGAGUACAAAGACACUGAAAGGGUUCCAAGAAAGGGUUCCAGGAUUAUUGGGCAACAUGGAGAAAAUAAAGUGGGACUGUAGUAGUCUUUCACAGCAGGUCCAAGUGGAUGAUGGAUUUACAUUAAAUAAACAUCAAUUUCAGUUCCAUAUGUUCAAUGAUGAAGAGUCUGUCAGCUUGAUCCAAAAAAAUCCUUGCCUAUCAACAUUUAAUGAUCCAACCAGUCAGAUUAGUACCAACAACAAAACACAAAAAUCAAAAAAGAAAAGUUCACCCACCAAGAGUGGGACUGUGAAUCAAAGUUCUUCUCAGAAAAGCAACAGGAAAAAGUCCCUAAAAGCCAACAAUAGAGGAAUUGAAAAGCCACCUGGCAAAGCCUCCCGCCAGAUCCCUAAAUCAACAAAGAAAGGGAAAUAUAUAGCUUCCAACACAGGAGAAAAAGUGCAAAUUGGCUUUGGCCGCGGAGGACAAACCAAUGGUGUAUCAUCCACUGGGAAGCCAUUGGUUGAAUGUAUCCAACAUAGUGGCCCCAUCACCUCUAUGAAAAUGCCAAGUGAGAAGGGACUUUCUGAUAACUGGGCUUUGGGAAAAGACAGCAGCCCAGGCUGGAGUGAUAUCAGCAUGGGUACUAACACUAACAACAUCCUGGAUGAUGACCAACGGGAAUUUCAAGAGCCCUCCUAUAUCUUGUCCAAUAUUGCCUCUGGUAUGGCAGAUGUGCAGAGAUUCAUGAUGGCCUCCAUAGAGCCCCUUUGGGAACCCAUUGGACAUCAUGGAGACUCCAACAUAGUCUAUUCCCCUGAUUCUAAUAGUCUAAAAUUAAAAACCCUCAAAAUAUUGGCUGGCACACCACAGGAGUCUAAGAAAAAAGUCAACAGUGGGUUCUCAGGAGCCACUAAGAAUCCCAGGUCAAUCAAGAGCAUGAGCAAAAGCAAUGUGAAAACAACAAUAGGUGAUCCUGGCCACACAGACAUGCCUGGUUUUAAUGAGGACAACUGCUCUCUCUUCUUUGAUAAAAAGUAUAGUAACAUGAGCACUUUAGGCAAUAAUGGACCAACACACAAAAAAUUGUAUCGUCACAAAUCAAGUUCCAAGGUCCUAAGAGAUGAGAAAUAUAAGGGGAAGCGCGUGGAGAGAGAACAAGUCCACAAGGAUGAGGUGGGGACAGCUUCUUUGGAAAAACUGAGGGACUCUGAAUACAAUCUCCUAAAAGCAGAAACAACAUUUCGGGUUUUACCUGUAUUUGAAGAAGAGACUUGCAUUUUCCAGAAAGACAUUUGAUGUUUGUGCUUAUUUUCUUUCAAAAUAUGCCUUGUGGUAUGUAUGUCACCAUGUAAGUGCUUAAAAAAAAGAAUUUUAAAUUGUGGGAAUAAGUCUUUGAAAACAAACUUAAAUAUGAUGUUCUAUGUAAAAGACUUUAAAAGUCAUAAUGGUUGUAAAAGUGGUUUAUCACUAUGUACCCACAAGGAGAGAAUGGAAAACGUUGUGCCAAACUACAAACAAGUGACUGUAUUGUAUAUAUUUUUUACUUCCUAUAUCAACAUUGGCUGUGAGUAUUUGGGGAAGCUUGUCCCUUUAAUUUACUAGAAACAUUCCAGUGACUCUUGCCAUUAAAUACUCCCACUUAUGUGGCUAGCACCUGUAGAUCACAGUGGAAAAAUAUGUUGUAUUACAUGACUUACCAAAACAUAAAGGAUACUAUUUGACACGUGCCAAAAUUCCUUACCUCAUCUUAUGGAUUCACCCAAUGGUUUAAAGCUCAUUAAUCAAUUUUAAAUAUAUAUAUAUAUACACACAUAUAUAAAUAUAUUCAUUCUUUUACAGUUUUAAACACUACCAUCCUGUGGAAACAUGAACGGUUAAGGCACAACAAAGGUUUGUCUGUUGCAUUGUCUAAGGGUCUAAAUAUUAGAAGUGUUUGAAGGUCAUAAAAUUAAAUCCAUCAGGGACCUGAGUAUAUGCAUUAAAGAGUCUUUUACAAGGAAACAAAACAGCUACUUUGAAAGUGUGUUUUCUAAAAGCAAAAUCUGUGAUUGAAAAUUAUUUAAUAUGCAAAGUUAUAUUGCUGAUACUUUAUAUUUCAGUUUUAUAUAUUUUAAAAUAGUCUGGGAUAAAUUAUAAAAUAUCUAUAAAUUUGACACUAAAUGAAGUGCACAGAUUGCUUCUAUUUAAGAAGUUUCUUAAGUGUUUUAUUUUGGUUUUGUCAAAACUGGACUCAUACUAUGGUAUUUGUGUUCUUUAAGUAUUUAAUUUUGCAAUGCCAAUGUCUUUUAAAAUGAAAUAUUAAGGCAUCUCAGUUGAACAAAAUUUUUCUCCUGUUAGUUAAAAACAUGUAAUAGCAUAUAAGUGAAACAAACAGUAGUAACAACGAAUUAAUUGUUAAUCUCAGGAUGAGUAGAAUUUUAUGCCACACACUAAAUUUAAAUCUGGAUUAUUAAUAUUAAAUUUGAAGUCACAUUUUUAAUUCAUUCUCCAUCUUUUUUUAAUAAUUUCACAAUGCUGAACAUUUUUCCCUACUAGCCUUUACUUCCCCUUUAUUCACCACUUGACUUCUAAAUUUGAUGUCUUUUCCUUGCACAGUUGAAGGUGUCUGAUGACUGAUACUUUAUGGCACAAAUGAGAUAAUGGAUGUGGAAGCACUUUGUAGAUCAAAAAGUGCUAUGCAGAUGUAGGGGAUUAAUAUUAUUAAUGUUGUUGUUGAUUGUUGUUGUUACUAUUCUUACUAAUACUGUUCUAACCUAUUAACUUGUGAAUAUAUAGACUGGAGUGGGAGGGUGGAGAAUAAGUGGGUAGGGGGAAUGGGGCUUAAUAAAAAAGGGAACAUGUUUCAAAAGGAAAAAUUUAAACAAAAUCUGAACCUACCUAGUCAUUGUCAUCUAAAUAUAUUCACAAAAAGAGAAGCAACACUUUUGAAAGUAGAGAGAAAUGGAAAGAAACUUGUCACAUAUGUAAGCAGACACACUUUCCAGCUCAUGAUUCCUUUCACCAGCCAGCUCUCCUACUACAGCUAGAUACUAAAAUCAACAGGCUUGUAUUCUUGAAUGUGUGUUUUCUCUGCAUCAGUCUCUUGUAUGUGUGGGGACAAGUGGGUGAGGAUCAGUUUAUGAGGCUAGUUGAGACCCAUUUCUAUACUCCAUGUGCAGUGAGCCUAGAAAAUUAUCUAGUGAAAAGUUACCAGAUGAAAUGCCUCUUCUACCUUACAGCUCCUAUCCAAAAGGGGAGAUAAUCAAAUUGGAACACUUUCUUCUAUUACUCCAAUCUGUAGCUAGCUAUUGAUAUUAAAUGUUGUGGAUAGUUUCUAGUUACUUGUUUUGUUUUGUUUUUGCUCUGUUUUGCACCUGAAUUUUGGCUUGAAAUCACCAUGUAAGCUUGUAUUGUGAUCCCCAAGAGUCCAUGCUUCAAAGUCUCUUAUGGACUUAUAGUAAUAGUGUUUUCCAUGUAAUCGAAAGGUGGCUAUUUAAGAAGAAAUAAAGAAAAUAUUCCAUAAGUACAAUAUGUUUUAUGAAAAUAAAUAUGGAAAAAGUUUUUCCAGGUUUUUAAAAGUAUCAUUUCAGAUUUUCAAAAUAGGAUAACAUCAGAGUAGAAUGGCCUGAAACUGUUGGAAACAAUUUCCAUUCCAGAAUUGCUAUCACGAGUCCUUUGGAGUAGAUGUUCUUUUAGUUGCUCCUAUGGAGCCCACUAAGGGCCAAUUCUAGGGCAUGGUUUGUCCCUUUUUCCAAAGAUUUGUCAUUCUAAAGCACCUUUUUUGUUGGCCUAUAAUACAUUAUAUGUUUUUAACACAUGAAUGAAUGAUUUAUAACUGCUGGUUUGUACUGAAAUAUAACCAGAAAUUAAGUUGAAAAGUGAGCAGUAGGCCAAGAUGUUUAUUCUCUUAAUUGCACUUAAUGUCUCUCUCAGUACACUAUGGUCUGAGUUUUCUAGCAUUUGCAUUUUGCUGGUCUUGUUUCUGCUCUCAUAAUUCUUUUAUUCCUCUCACAACACAGAAGGAAAAACUUAUUGGAAAUCUCUAAUUCAACCAGCUGCCUUAGCGGAGUGAGGGCCAAUGUAGAAAAGUAGUGUCUCGCCCUAUCACUGAUAUCUCAAGUCAGAAAUAUUAAAUUUUCCUUUAGUCUGAAAUUUAUAAUAACAUUCUUAUUACCUCUCCUCUCUGACAAGCUGCUUUCUAUUAAAAGUCUUUCAUUUAAUCUUUACUUUCCUGGAAAUGUAUCCUUCCUUAUUCUUCUCAGUGUCAGUAUUUGGUCUUAGAAUUUUUCCUCUUUGGUGGUGUUAUACUCUACCUCCCCAAACUGACAGUUUAAAGACAUUAAUGACAAGAUUUUCUUUUGGAAGUUUAAAGGGGAAGCUUCAUAUUCUUAAUCACUUGUAAUUGCCUUGGCAAUUUUCAAAUUUAAUUUUAUACACACAAGCAGUCACAUCACUGAGGAAAGUUAGAAACCCUUUUAACUUAAAGAUUGGUAGAAAAAUAGGUCUAAUCUCCUGCCCUGGUUAGGUGCUGUCCUAUGUGGAACAGGGUGCUGAUACAGUGACCCUGACCAAGGGUCUUUGAGACUUUGGGGGUUGGGCUUGAUCUAUGACAACUGGCUUGAACCAGUGGCCAUCCUGUCUCUCCAGUGUCUCAGAUACCAGCUGCCUCACGUAUGCUGCUUCCUCCCAGCUUUCCCUUCUGACUUCUUGCUACUCUGUGCAAUUAUGUGUUAAGGCCUUACCUUUUCUUAAAAGUCUAAAUGCUUUCAAACCUCCUGUACUACAUUGACCAUCACUUCUUCAGCCAUUUCCCUGAAGUCCUUGGUGCUAUUUGGGCUUUUGUGACAACUUUCACCUUUUCUGAACUUUUUCCUUGCUAGGAAGCAUCUCUGUGUGUGCAGGGGAGGGGGGUGGGGAAAAGGGAGGGGGCAAGUGUGUGUGUAUGUGUGUGUUUGAGUGUGUGUGUGUGUGUGUGUGUGUGUGUGUGUGUAACAGAAGUAUGAAGGAUGCUUCAAAAGAUGUAAACAACUCUAGCCAGCAUCCUCCGUUCUAUUAUGUGAAGUUCUGAAAUUUUAGUGAAUUUCUGUUUAGUGGGUUCAAAUUAGCAUUUACUGCCUAAAGGAGGAAAACCAUAUCUAAGGACCUCUUAGAUUGCUCCUACCAAGCUAACCAUGUGAUACAGAUCCAUCACACCUUCAGUUUACAGAUGCUCUCAGAACAAUCCCACAAAAUGAAGAGAGCUGUUUCUAAGCUGAAGAGGCAAAUGGAAAACUAGCUAUUCCUAACCAUUUCCAGAAUCAGAAAUCAUUAUUUUCUCCUGAACUAUUGACAAAUCACUUCAUUCAAGGAGUUUUUUUUUUUUUAAACUGGGGAUUGAACCUGUGACCUCGUGCUUACCAGGCAGGUGCUUGUGCUGCUGAGCUAAACCCCCAGCUUUGGAGGUUUUUGUUUUUCUUUAGGAAUUUUUUAAUGACUGGCAUCACUACAGAAAUACAUCAUUUUUACAAACUAAAACAUAUGGAUUUGGUUUGUUUUCUGAGCUUGUAAGUAUGUUUAGAAGGUUUAGUACCAAAAUCAAACAUUUUAGCAAUGAAUAGAGAUUUUAUCAACACACUGUAGGCCAAGGGUUUUGUAAUAGUUUUUAAAAGACCCAAGUAAGCGAGAAAACUUUGAGUUGGGAUGUUUAAAUUAGGAGAAAUACUGUCAUCCAUUUGAGGGUCCUCAACCAGCAUGAUAUUAUUUUAAUGACAGUAUUGAGGAUACCUUUUAAGGCACAUAUUUUGCUUAGCAUUAAAUAGUAGCUACAAUCAUGAAGCAGAGCUCCCAUUGCAACUACAUGAUACUUGAGAUGUAUUCUUGGUUUGAGAAUCGUAACUAAGAAAUAAAACAUUGGGGCAGGACAAUAUAAAAGAGAGACUUAGUACAAUGUUUAAGGUGUAAAUGAGGCUUUUAAAAUCAGUAUCUGGACAAAUAAAUACUAAAGACAUUGAAGAAACACUUACCAAGAUGAAAAGGAUGUCCAUCCAAUAGACUCGGGGAUUUUUGAGUCUUAUAAGGGCAUUUCAUUCAAAAUGAAGGAGAUAUCUAAAUCAUUCUGCCUCUUUGAUAGAUGCCUAGUUUUACAGCACAAAAGAAAAGGAUUGAAUGAAAACUAGAAGAGGCCUUUGUUUUCCAUUCCCAGGGAGGAGAGUGGAAAUGUUAAGAAGCUCCACUGGGAUACCUGUAGCACUGACUAGAGUUUGUUGCCUACAGAUUUGAAUGUACUAGUCCUUAAUUUCCAUAGAACUGAAUGCACCUCUUUACUGAUUUAUGGUGCUAAAGGAAACGAUUAUCCCCAUUUUAUUCUUCCUCAGCCCCUUAAAUAUUUAAGAAAAUUAAAGUAAAAGAAUUUAGAAGCCCUUUUUAUGAAUGUAACCUAAGUUUAUGUUUGACAUAUGACACUGCAACUUUAAAAUGUUAAGAAAUUAUUUGCCUUUUUUCUUUUAGAAUUAAGCUUUAUAAAUAACCUGUAGAGUCAAUUGAAGUAUAAAGCUUAAGGAUCACUCUUAAGACGCCUACAAAAUCUUGUAUAUUUUUAAGUGUGCCAAUUUGUAACAUAUUUUGUAAGUGUAUAUUUUUCUUAGAAAAGUGCUGUGAAGUGUCUGUAUGUGAGAGGUUUCCUUUUUCUGCACCACUAGGUGCUAAUAAAAGGAUAUUUACUUCAAAGUUUCUGGUUUUAGAAACCACAAUACAAAGAAAAAUACACUUUUGUUGAGAAUUUUGUAACACAAAAGAUGUUGUGAAAGAGUAUAGUGAUCUUGUGUAAAAGAAAAUGAACAUUUGUGAGCUUCUUGCUGUUUUAUAGAUUUUCUUGUAAAUUAUUCUUGUAACACCUCUGGCUUUGUUGUUCUUGUUGCAAAAGUUUUAAAUAUUUGUGACUGAAUGUAUGGUGAAACUGUCAUAAUGUUACCUAGCUGAGUUUUGUUAUUGUUAUGGAAUAAAUAAAAAGAAAAGUUUAAAAUUCUGCUUUAGAAUCAUAUGUAACAGAAAUCAAACCAUUUCUAAUUAAAUCUACAUCCCAAAUAAAAACUUCAUUGAUCUAGAGCAGUGUUUCUCAAACUAUCUCUGGUAAAGUACCAAUUUUUCUUACAAGCCACCAUUGAACAUUGUAAAACACAGUAGAAAUGAACUUCUAAAAAGGUGAAAUGGAGUAAAAAUAUGCAAAAUAAAGCCCAAAAAUAUUAGAUUUGACCUAUGAAACUACAUUUCAAAACAAACACAUAAUAGGCAAAUAGAAUUGCAAAUAGUUCAUGAUAAGUGGUUGCCAUUAAUGGCUUUAACCAUAUUCCAACACUUUGAAUAGGAUCAACAGCAUUACUAUUGUCUGAGAACUUGUUAGGAAUGCUAAACUCCAGGACUUAUUUAAAGUCUGCUUAAUCAGAAUCUGAAUUUUAACAAGAUGACUAAAUGAUUCUGUUCAUGUUUAAAGUUUGAGAAGCACUGGGCUAGUAUUCUGCAAGAAACUCUUUUUCCCCUCAAAUUGGAGAAUUGAUUUUUAGUGUUUCCCAUCUAUCUUCAAAGACCUUAAAAUACAUAGUGUCCUUUUUUUGUGAUCCAGAUGGGUUUUGCAGAAAUGCAACCUUCUUGAAGUGUAAAAACUGUUGUUGAAAUAAUAAAUGUUGAUUUGCCUGGUACCCAAAAA